Molecule: messenger RNA, 1914 nt
Organism: Lolium perenne
Lineage: Eukaryota; Viridiplantae; Streptophyta; Magnoliopsida; Poales; Poaceae
Source: RefSeq, a predicted model, not a curated record
CAUUCCAGCGUACAAGCUUGCUCCGUCGCCACCCAGCCGCCUCCCUUCUCGCAGCAGAGCAGAGCCGCCACCCAGCGCCGAUCUAGAUCCCUGGAUCUUCGCGCAAGGCGGCGCGCUCGAGGUGCUUGGCGAGGACCCGGCCGGCGCACGGCAAUGAAGGAGGAGGGCGACUGGAGCAGCUGCGAGAGGCGGCUGCACGUCAGCGCCAGGUCCGCUGACAGAUCCCUCAUUCCGGAAUGGGCUUCACUUCCACCGGAGCUUGUCCAAGGAAUCGCGUACUGCGUCCUCUCCACCGCCGGCGGCGUCGACACAUACACGGACAUGAGGGCCGUCUGCCCCAGCUGGCGCUCCGCCAUCGCCAAGCCAUCUCCGCACGCCGCGUUCGCCGACCACCGUUUCCGUCCACGGCACUGGGUCAUGCUCGACCUCAAAUCCGAGAGCCGCGACGACGACCACCACGACAGGCUCUUCCUCCACGUCCCCACGGGGCGCUUCCGCCGCCUGCGCCUCCCGGUGCUCCGCGACCACCUCGUCCUCACCGCGUCCGACGGGCUCAUCGUGCUCAGAGACAGGGAGCGCCCACGCUUGGCUCGCGUCCUCAACCCCUUGACAGGCGACAUGCUCCACUUUGCUGCGCCCUUGUGGGAAGGGUUAGGGUCUGUGGCUACACUGCAUGCCGCAGUGAGCGGCGGCGGCGCUCGACCGGCGCUGGUCGUGUGGCGGAAAUGGGACAGAAGAGUGCACACGGUCCUGUAUGGUGAUCCAACCAGCACUGAAUUUGCUGAGGGGUACAUUGGCAAGGACUUGCUGACUACCAUGGUUACCUUCCAAGGGAGCAUCUAUCUUGCUGGUCAGCAAGGAUCGGUAUGGAAACUCGUCCCAGCAGAGCACCGCGAUCCUGAGCUUCUAGUCGCAGCUCAGAUGUCGCCUGAUGCGGACAUAUAUUUACAGGAGAACAACAUUGCAAAUUCUUAUCUCGUGGAAUCUGCCGGGGAACUUCUGCUCGUUCGCCAUCGGGAUCAAGCCUUGAAAGUUUUCAGAGUCGAUGUCGAGCACAAGAUGUUGGAGGAGGUCAAGAGCAUCAGCUGCCGCGCACUGUUUCUUGGUGCCGAGAGGUGUGUGUCAGUGGAUGCCAAUAUGCUUCCGUCCAUCGACACUGACUGCAUAUACAUGUUUGAUUGGGUACAAACUCACAUAGAGCGUGUCUUGCAUGUCUAUAACCUAAGGGACGCCACGAUGGACAUUAUCUACCAUCCAAAACAAAGCUUUCACGAGGAUCCCUAUCAUUAUUUAUUUGGAUUAGACAUUUACAGUAGUCACUAUGGAUUUGACAUUUACAGUUUUCACAACAACCAUCAUGUCCGCCCUCUCAGUCUUAUUCAGGUUCUCCUCGACUACUGCAACGGCGAUACGAGCUCUAAUUUUUAAGGAUGAUCAAGGAUUCAAGGACGUGACAAUAAAUCAUCUUCUUACCUCUGUGCUAACACUUGCUUCCUCGGUUCAGUACUUAUAUUCUUCUUACCAAUGUUCUCAGGAGUGUUAAGAGUAUUGGCUGUUGAAUAGUUAUCUGAAAUCCAGUUGUCUCUUUUGUCUGUCUUACUACUUGCAUCCGGUACUCAAUAUAUGUUGAUUUAGUCAUAUAACUUCAUGUGCAGCUAGCAGCUGUUUCCUGCGCAAUAUGUUGUGUGCUCAAAGUAUUACUAGCUUUUUAGAUGGUUACGUCCUUGAUGCACUUAAGUAGUGUCAGGUUCCGAGGUAGAAUGAUCUGAACCCGGUUCAACUAUAUCAGCAGUAUAGAGUUUCAGUCUAGAACCUAAGUAAUGCAAUUUCGUUUAUGUGUAUUCAUGUUUGUGUUGGUUUAUUGGACCAUCUAUAUGGAGCACUAAGUAAUGGCUGAUUUACUGUGUUCCCUGA